UUUGAAGGGGGAGGGGUCUCCUAUCUUCAUUCCCGGAAGAGAAGCGGACUUGGAGAAGAGGAGAAAGAGAGUUGGGAAGAAAGAAGCACAGAUCCUUUCUUUGAAGUACAACUGGGACAGUCCCUGGAAGUGGCCAGUUUUACCCUCCUCCGGAUCUCCUACAGGCAGCGCAAUGGCCUCGGAGGCACCGUUUGGACCGUCUCUUCUCAGAGGUGGAGAGGAAAGAGGAGCCAGGAAGCUUACUCGGGCCCUCUUGACCUUUGUGGAAGUGGCUGUGUUUUUCACGGAGGAGGAGUGGGCUCUGCUGGAUCCAGGCCAAAGAGCUUUGCACAAGGAAGUCAUGCAGGAGAAUUAUGAGAUGGUGGCCUCUCUGGGUGAUGGAGAAGACAACCAGAAUUUUGACGGGCCAUCUGUAAAGUACUUCAGCAUGAGUGAACACCUUAGCACACAACUUCAAACUCAUACAGGAGAGAAACCCUUUAAAUGCAUGGAGUACAGAAAGAGCUUCAGUGAGAGUGGAAAUCUUACAAUAUAUCAACGAAGUCACACAGGGGAGAAACCAUUUAAAUGUGUGGAGUGUGGAAAGAGCUUCAGUCGUAGUGCAAGCCUUACUAUACAUCAACGAACUCACACAGGGGAGAAACCAUAUAAAUGUAUGGAGUGCGGAAAGAGCUUCAAUCAGAAUGCAAACCUUAUUGUACAUCAGCGAACUCAUACAGGGGAGAAACCAUUUAAAUGUAUGGAUUGUGGGAUGGGUUUCAGUGAAGGUGGAACACUGACAAGACAUCUACGAACUCACACAGGGGAAAAACCAUUUAGAUGUAUGGAAUGUGGCAAGAGCUUCAGUCAACGUUCAUACCUUACUAUACAUCUUCGAACUCACACAGGGGAGAAACCAUAUGAAUGUUUGGAGUGCGGAAAGAGUUUCAAUCAAAGUGUACAUUUGAGAAUACAUCAACGAACUCAUACAAGAGAGAAACCAUAUAAAUGUUGGGAGUGUGAAAAGUGUUUCAGUAAGAGCAUAACUCUUAGAAAACAUCAGCAAUCUCACAGGGAGGCAACGGUUUAAAUGUUAGGAGUGUGGAAAGUGUUUCAAUUAUAAUGGAGUUCUUAAUUAACAGCUGCAGACUCUCACAGGGAAGAACCCAUUCAGUUUUAUGGAGUGUGCCAGGUUUUCCCCACAGAGUUCACUUUGUCUCUCAUAUCAACAAACUCUUAUAUGGAAAAUCCAUUGUAAAUGCAUGAAGUAUGUUUUAUGUUCUGGUGUUUGUAUGGAAUAUUGUACAUAUAUGUAUUAAAGCAAUGUAGGUAAUGUCUCAUAA
Molecule: messenger RNA, 1322 nt
Organism: Podarcis muralis (Common wall lizard)
Lineage: Eukaryota; Metazoa; Chordata; Lepidosauria; Squamata; Lacertidae
Biological process (GO): regulation of transcription by RNA polymerase II
Cellular component (GO): transcription regulator complex; chromatin; PcG protein complex
Molecular function (GO): RNA polymerase II cis-regulatory region sequence-specific DNA binding; DNA-binding transcription factor activity, RNA polymerase II-specific
Source: RefSeq, a predicted model, not a curated record